Globicephala melas (long-finned pilot whale) is the source of this 6255-nucleotide messenger RNA. RefSeq names its product ubiquitin specific peptidase 8 (gene USP8). Gene Ontology annotation, cellular component: cytosol; postsynaptic density; midbody. Lineage: Eukaryota; Metazoa; Chordata; Mammalia; Artiodactyla; Delphinidae. Gene Ontology annotation, molecular function: cysteine-type deubiquitinase activity. Gene Ontology annotation, biological process: Ras protein signal transduction; protein K48-linked deubiquitination; protein K63-linked deubiquitination. The record is from RefSeq and is a predicted model, not a curated record.
UUGGGAAAGAGGGAUGAGCUGAGCUGACUUCCGUCGGGAUAGAGAUUUUUCUUCGGGUUGGUGGGAGAUGGGCCUUUGGCGAGGAGGCCGGCUUUAGCGCGCCCAGCGCCAAGAUUUUCUGCCCGUCGACCUACAUUCCCAGACCUUAAUACAACCUCUCAGAGUGUUUUCCAAUCCCUCCUCUGAUCCAGUCAAACUUGCUUGUAGUGAAGUCCAGAAAAGAACUACUUUUAAUGAAGUACACCAUCCAUUGUGAAAGUGGAGAAGUAAAGAUUAUUCAUCAUGCCUGCUGUGGCUUCAGUUCCUAAAGAACUCUACCUCAGUUCUUCACUAAAAGACCUCAAUAAGAAGACAGAAGUUAAACCAGAGAAAAUAAGCACUAGGAAUUAUGUACAGAGUGCCCUGAAGAUCUUCAAGACCGCAGAAGAAAGCAGAUUAGAUCGUGAUGAGGAAAGGGCCUAUGUGCUGUAUAUGAAAUAUGUGACUGUUUAUAAUCUUAUCAAAAAAAGGCCUGAUUUCAAGCAACAGCAGGACUACUUUCAUUCAAUACUUGGACCUGCAAACAUCAAAAAAGCUAUUGAAGAAGCUGAGAGACUCUCUGAAAGCCUUAAACUCAGAUAUGAAGAAGCUGAAGUUCGGAAAAAACUUGAAGAAAAGGACAGACAGGAGAAAGAGCAGCUGCAGAAACAGAAAAGGCAGGAAACAGGAAGAGAGGAUGGUGGCACAUCAGCUAAAAGUUCUUUGGAAAAUGUAUUGGAUGCCAAAGACAAAGCCCACAAGAUAAAUGGUGAAAAGAGUGAAAAAAAUGAGACUACAGAGAAAGGAGCAAUCACAGCAAAGGAGCUUUACACAAUGAGGAUGGAUAAAAACAUCAGCUUGAUUAUAAUGGAUGCUCGAAGAAUGCAGGAUUAUCUGGAUUCCCAUAUUUCAAAUUCUCUCAGCGUUCCUGAAGAAGCCAUCAGUCCAGGAGUCACUGCUAGUUGGAUUGAAGCAAACCUCCCAGAUGAUUCUAAAGACACGUGGAAGAAGAGAGGGAAUGUGGAUUAUGUGGUACUUCUUGACUGGUUUAGUACUGCAAAAGAUUUACAACUUGGAACAACUCUGCGGAGUCUGAAAGAUGCACUUUUCAAGUGGGAAAGUAAAACUGUCCUGCACAAUGAGCCUUUGGUUUUAGAAGGAGGCUAUGAAAAUUGGCUCCUUUGUUAUCCACAGUAUACAACAAAUGCUAAAGUCACUCCACCCCCACGAGGCAAGAAUGAAGAGGUGUCUGUCUCAUUGGAUUUUACUUACCCCUCACUGGAAGAAUCAGUUCCUUCUAAACCUACUGCCCAGAUGACACCUCCUACAGAAGUCAAUGAAAACACAGAAUUGAUAAACAAUCAAGAUGAGAGAGUGGGACCACUGAAUAUAUCAACUCCAGUUGAACCAAUUGCUGCUUCUAAAUCUGAUGUUUCACCCAUAAUUCAGCCAGUGCCUAUUAUAAAGAAUGUUCCACAGAUUGAUCGUACUAAAAAACCGGCAGUCAAAUUGCCUGAAGAUCAUAGAAUAAAAUCUGAAAUUACAGAUCAUGAGCAACAGUCUCCUCAGAAUGGAAAAGUUGUUCCUGAUCGGUCCACAAAACCGGUAUUUCCCCUUCCAACUGCCAUGUUAACAGAUGAAGAAAAAGCUCGUAUUCAUGCAGAAACUGCUCUUCUAAUGGAGAAAAACAAACAAGAAAAAGAACUUAGAGAAAGGCAGCAAGAGGAACAGAAAGAGAAACUGAGGAAAGAAGAAGAAGAACAAAAAGACAGGAAGAAACAAGAAGCUGAAGAAAAUGAAAUCACAGAGAAGGAACAAAAAGCAAAAGAACAAAUGGAAAAGAAAGAAAGUGAACAGGCCAAGAAAGAAGAUAAAGAAACCUCAGCAAAGAAGGGCAGAGAAAUAACAGGAGUAAAAAGACAAAGUAAAAGUGAACAUGAAACUACUGAUGCCAAGAAAUCUGUGGAAGAUAGGGGGAAAAGGUGUCCAACCCCAGAAGUGCAGAAAAAGUCAACAGGAGAUGUGCCCCAUGCCUCUGUGGCAGGAGAUUCCAGUUCAGGCAAGUCUCGAGAGCCUUUGACAAGAGCACGAAGUGAAGAAAUGGGGAGGAUCGUACCAGGACUGCCUUCAGGCUGGGCCAAGUUUCUUGACCCUAUCACUGGAACUUUUCGUUACUAUCAUUCGCCCACCAACACUGUUCAUAUGUAUCCACCGGAAAUGGCUCCUUCAUCAGCACCUCCUUCCACCCCUCCAACUCAUAAAGCCAAGCCACAGAUUCCUGCCGAGCGGGAUAGAGAACCGUCCAAGCUGAAGCGCUCCUACUCCUCCCCAGAUAUAACCCAAGCCAUUCAAGAGGAAGAGAAGAGGAGACCAGCAGUAACUCCAACAGUUAAUCGGGAAACCAAGCCAACAAGCUACCCUAAAACUGAGAUCACAAGGCUUUCUGCUUCUCAAAUUCGGAACCUCAAUCCUGUUUUUGGAGGAUCUGGACCAGCUCUCACCGGACUUCGUAAUUUAGGAAAUACUUGUUACAUGAACUCAAUACUGCAGUGCCUAUGUAAUACUCCACAUCUGGCUGAUUAUUUCAACCGCAACUGUUAUCAGGAUGAUAUUAAUAGGUCAAAUUUGUUGGGGCAUAAAGGUGAAGUGGCGGAAGAAUUUGGCAUAAUCAUGAAAGCCCUGUGGACAGGACAGUACAGGUAUAUCAGUCCAAAAGACUUUAAAAUCACUAUUGGGAAGAUCAAUGACCAGUUUGCAGGAUACAGCCAGCAAGAUUCACAAGAACUGCUUCUGUUCCUAAUGGAUGGUCUCCAUGAAGAUCUUAAUAAAGCUGAUAAUCGGAAGAGACAUAAAGAAGAAAAUAAUGAUCAUCUCGAUGACUUUAAAGCUGCAGAACACGCUUGGCAGAAGCACAAGCAGCUCAAUGAAUCUAUCAUUGUUGCCCUUUUUCAGGGUCAAUUCAAAUCCACAGUACAGUGCCUCACCUGCCACAGAAAGUCUAGGACAUUUGAGGCGUUCAUGUAUCUGUCUCUACCACUAGCAUCUACAAGUAAAUGUACAUUACAGGAUUGCCUUAGAUUAUUUUCCAAAGAAGAAAAACUCACAGAUAACAACAGGUUUUACUGCAGUCAUUGCAGAACUCGACGGGAUUCGCUAAAAAAGAUAGAAAUCUGGAAGUUGCCACCUGUACUUUUAGUGCAUCUGAAACGUUUUUCCUAUGAUGGCAGAUGGAAGCAAAAAUUACAGACAUCUGUGGACUUCCCAUUAGAAAAUCUUGACUUGUCACAGUAUGUUAUUGGUCCAAAGAACAAUUUGAGGAAAUAUAACUUGUUUUCUGUUUCGAAUCACUAUGGUGGGCUGGAUGGAGGCCACUACACUGCCUAUUGUAAAAAUGCAGCAAGACAGCGGUGGUUUAAAUUUGAUGAUCAUGAAGUUUCUGAUAUUUCCGUUUCUUCUGUGAAAUCUUCAGCAGCUUAUAUCCUCUUUUAUACGUCAUUGGGACCACGAGUAACUGAUGUAGCCACAUAAGGAGAAGUAGGUUAUAAGCUAGUUAUCUUUUAACAGGCUGAGCAACACAAUUCUUGAAAUGCUUAAAGAUUCUGGAUAGCUAUAGCUGGCCAUUUAAAGGAAUUCUAGGACAGUGAGAGUUGUGUUACUAUACCAUAUACUUCAGGUCAGUGCUAUUAUCAAACAACUGACCAAGCACAUUUAACGAGUAUUGCAGUAAGCAUUCCUUACAGGUACCAUUUAUUUCAAAACAAAACAACUUUUUUAGUUUGCUCCAAAGUUAAAAUAAUUAGCUAAGCAUAAUUAUUCUACUGGUCUAAAAACCAUUGUAUCCUUUAUUUUCCUUUUUACUGUUAUGGCCUUUUCACAUUUCUGAAUCCCAGCUUGAUCUAUGAAUACUCUAGAAUGAUGUAAAACAGAUAGGAAUGUAUGUGUAUAUAUUUAUUGCACACUUGCACAUCAAAUCGAUGUACAUAGUAUAAGAUGUGGUCCUUUUGUGAAGCCUAGAACUCAGAGGAUUGCUUUUUUUUUUUCUUUCCUUUUGGCCUAUUCUGAGUAAUUGCAGUGCUUUCUUAGGCAAAUGACAGGGCAAAGCUAUUUUUCUGUUGGCUUUGGGCUGUAUUUGUGCACUAAAUCUUUAUUCUAAAAAAAUAAAUGGAAACUUUUCUUUAAUUUUUUAAAUGAGAAUUUUCAUUUACACCUACAUUAAAAUCUUAAUGAGAAAAAUAAUUUAAAACCCUGUAAGUGUUCUGUCUUUAAUUUUAUAUUAUUAAACAUAGAACAGUAGAAUUACAGAUUUUAUACAUACACUCUUUAUACCACUACAAUGACUUAAAAUUUAGUACACUUAUUCCUUUGCAUCACUUGAUUCCACUCAUCCUUUACCUUGACCCUGAACUGCACAUAGCACUUAUGAUGCGCUCAGAGUUGGGAGUCAGAGUAAAAUACAAAUAACUUAAUGCCCAGACUCAUUCUAUCAAGAGUAGUAGAAUUCUUAGGAUUAAGAUAAAAAGAGAUGAGUCAGACAUGACUGCAAAGUGAACUGCAUUAUAAACCACAUCUUUACAAAGUGAUGUAUUAAAAGGGAUAGAGGAGCUUAGAAUUUAUCAUUUACCUCAGGGACUUGGUUGUUAUAGGUAAAGUCAAUAUGUAAAUAUAAAAACAAGAUUCUAAAGGUGCUUCUGAAAGAUGUCACCAUUAGUGGACACUCAGGAAGAAGAUGAAAGGAAGGUGUUGAAUUGUGAAACUGACAACUUUUCAUGUUCUACAAUUAGUCUGAGAGAUUAUAGUUUCUUGCCUAAAUUAUCUGAACAAUUAAAUAUUUUCAAAUCACAUUCCUAACCUCACAGAGCCACUUGAACAAAAGUUAUUUUGGUUUAGCUCCAUGAAGUAUCUUUGGAAAAUAAUUUGUUGGAUAUAUAUAAUUAUUAUGAGAUAGUUUAUGAUAAAAAUAAUACACACUAAUAAACACUGUACUUUGAAACCUGAACAUAAUACUUAUAAUCUGAUUGCUUUGAAGGUCCCCAUUCGUUAGCAUUGCAUCAUUUUCAUGCUGCCUUUUUCAGUGGGCCAGGACCCAUCUUUUUAUAGACUUACCUUGUGAAGGUUGCGUAACAUUCCAGAAAGACUUAAAAAUGUCAGUGACGCAAGUAAGUUGCAAGAGUUUUAAUGACAAAGCAAAACUUAAGUACCAGGUUCUAAUUGCUAGUUUUGCAAUUUUCAGGAAACACCAUUUUCCUAACUCUUGCGUUUUUGUAUAGGUAUAGAAAAGGGCUGGCAGCUAUAGAACAGGAGAUAUGCUGUAGCAGUUUGAACUGAAGUAUCUGGAAUCUCACUGACUCGUGUGUCAUCAAAGUUAUACCAGGCGUGAGUCACUGAGUUUUUGCAGAAAGCAGUGUAGUGGCCACCAUCCAGAUCACCAGAGUGGUUCUAGGGGAGAAAGGAAUGUCACACAGUAUUUACAUCUGAAUACUUUAAAUAUUAGAACCCAAAUGAUAGGGCCAAGAAAUAUUUUUAUAAUUGUCCCUUAUACUGGAUUAAAAGCUAAAUCAUACAUUAUGUUAAAUCAUACAUAUAGCCUGACGACUGGUAUAUUUUUCAUGUCACUGAAAUGGUUAUAUAUUGUGUCCAUCGAUUAUUUAAUAGACUGUGAAUGAAAUAGGAUAGUAUUUGGCAUCUUCUAAUAUUUAUCAGUUAAUACUUACUGAGCACCAACUGUACAUAGAGUAUUAAACAUCAAAGGAAAUUUUAAAAUAAUAGUCAUGUUUUCUAAAUGAGCUUAUAGUUUAAUUUUGAAGACAGUCUAAGAUAGACAUGAAAAAAGAUAUUUAACAUUGGAACAAGACAUUAAAACAACUGCAUACUGCUACCACACAAUUUGAGGAGGUUGUACAGCAACAGCUCCCUUGGUCAUCCAAGGCCCAAAAAAGAACCUGUUCUAUUCUCUUUUUCCCAUGUCUUCCCUAACCCAGUAAAGCAAUGUUUGAAACAAAGGCAUUGGAGAACCUCACUUCUCAGAAGGUGGUAUGGCAUAGAGCAGGGGUUGACAAACCAUUUGCGCAUGGGUCAAAGCCAGCCUGCUGCCUGUUUUUAUAUGGCCUGUGAACUGAGAAUGCAUUUUAUAUUUUUAUAUGGUUGAAAAAAAUCAGAAGAAUAAUAUUUUGUGAUGUGUGAAAAUUAUAUGAACUUCAGAUUUUUCAAUGUCCUUAAAUAAAGUUUUAUGGGAUCACA